AUGGAGAUUCUUCCCACAGCACCGGCCUCGCCUACUCCAGCAACGCCAUUUGUGAUUGAGCAAGAUGCAACCCCCGCUCCCUGUCAACCUCGAAGGCAGUUCACUGACUUGAGGACUUCUUUGAGUUCAGUUUUGAAUCGUUUGCUUCAAGCCGGUCUUAUAGUCAAGCCAGAGCCUAGACCCUUACCUGAGCGGAAACCUGAUUGGUUCAAUCCAAACCUGUUUUGUGACUACCAUUCUCAGCAAGGUCACGUAACAGAUAGAUGUUACAAGUUGCAGAAGGCAAUCCAAGAUCUGCUUGAUGCAAAGAAGUUUGAAAUCCGGGUCAAACGACCCAAUGUUGCCACAAAUCCCCUUCCUCAGCAUCGAGCAAUUAAUGCCUUGCAGGAAGAUUUAGGAAAUUUUGACCCGACUUCCCUUAUCAUUUUUCUAUCAGUGAAGAGUAGCCAAGCAGAGGUGACCAAUGUUAGAGAUCUUAGCGGAUUUACUUUCCCCCUUUUGGCUGAUGUUGUCACUUAUAGUUUAAAAGAGUCUGUAGAGUCAGAGUUGAAGGAAGAUGAGAUCAAUGGCUUGUAUGAUGAAUCUGAUUUUGAGACUUACACACCAAAUCUUGGUUUAGAGCUAAAUGCAGUCAAACUUGAAGCCAAUGAGGAUUAUGAUAUCAUUAUCCCUGAGGAAGGGUUGCAGACAAAGCAAAGGUUUUCAGAGUCUGACGACGAGGUAGAGCUCUACAUUCCGGGUGAGAUAAUAGCAGAAACUCAAAGUGGGAAGAACUACAAGGCAGGACUCACAAAACCACCAAUAAUGCCAAAAGAUCAAGGACUAAACAAUAAGUUGAUUGAACCGGAGAAUCAAGUAUUGAGACAGUUGCAGAAGACCCAAGCAAAUAUAUCUAUCUGGGGCUUGCUCAUGGCCUCUCCUACCCACAGGGAAGCAAUGUUGAAAUCUCUGGCAAGCAUCCAAGUUCCAAUUGGGACCAAUCCGGCACAACUAGCAAUCCUAGUAGGAGCCGCGUAUACAAUGAACUCAUUGAUGUUUGCAGAUGCCGAUCUCCCUCUUGAAGGUUCGAACCACACAAGGGCUUUACACAUAACCAUUGAUUGCAGAGGAUGUCGAAUUCCCCAAGUAUUGGUAAACAAUGGGUCGGCGUUGAAUGUUUUCCCUUUCAGGACCUUUAAACAUUUGGGAUUUGAUGAAACCGAGAUGAAGCCAUCUAGUCAAUGUGUUCAAACUUAUGACAACACUAGGAGGAUCGUGUUGGGAAUUUUCACUGUGGUGAUAGUAGUUGGACAGCAGAAUUUGAGGUAG
This is a messenger RNA of Macadamia integrifolia, 1308 nucleotides long. RefSeq lists its product as uncharacterized. The record is from RefSeq and is a predicted model, not a curated record. The transcript has a single exon. The coding region runs from base 1 to 1308 and encodes 435 amino acids. Lineage: Eukaryota; Viridiplantae; Streptophyta; Magnoliopsida; Proteales; Proteaceae.